This is a messenger RNA of Vitis riparia (riverbank grape), 2142 nucleotides long. Its product is annotated as E3 ubiquitin-protein ligase RFWD3. The coding region runs from base 95 to 1927 and encodes 610 amino acids. Gene Ontology annotation, cellular component: nucleus. The transcript is spliced from 13 exons. NCBI's taxonomy places the organism in Eukaryota, Viridiplantae, Streptophyta, Magnoliopsida, Vitales, Vitaceae. The record is from RefSeq and is a predicted model, not a curated record. Gene Ontology annotation, biological process: interstrand cross-link repair; protein ubiquitination. Gene Ontology annotation, molecular function: ubiquitin protein ligase activity; protein binding.
CCUUUUUUUCCCCUUUAAAUACUUUCGACUCAGCUCCCCUUCGUUUCCACGAUCACUCCACUCCUUUCAGAGGAGAGCUUUAGCAAAGCAACGAAUGGAUACAUUCACCGUAGACGAAGAGACGGAAGAUGACGAAGAGACAGAAGGCGAAGCCGAAGACUAUAUUCCCGUGGAGGGGUCGACUAGGGUUUCCCAAAACGGUGCCGUUACGUCCGACCAAGCGAUAAGCGUUAAUGGAGGCAGCGAUGCGGUGUUGGCACUUCGGGUUUCCGACGAGGGGUUCCAAGAAGGGGGAGGUGAGAUGAGAAGAGUGGAAGGAGGAGAAAUUUCGGCGAUGGGGUCUUCGUCGUCAUCCAAUGGGGGUGAGACCCAGGAGGGGUUAGACGGGUGGGUUCAGGAUCAAAUCGAUGGUUUGUGUUGCCCUAUUUGCAUGGAAGCUUGGACCAGUGGUGGCGAGCAUCAAGUCUGUUGUCUUCCUUGUGGGCACAUAUAUGGCAUCUCUUGCAUCAAGAAAUGGUUUCAACAAUGUGGAAGAAGUUCAGGGAAGUGUCCUCAAUGCAAAAGGAAAUGCACAUUGAGAAAUGUUAGAACACUUUAUGCAUCACGGGUUGUUGCUGUGGAUGAAGAUCUACGAAAGAAAAUUCGAUCUCUUGAAGCAAAAUGUGCUAGUCUUGAGAAGAAGAAUGCUGAUUGGUGUAUGAAAGAAUCUGACUGGCAUAAGAGAGAGGCUGAUUUACAUUUACAAGUACAACAACUUAUAGAGAGGACAACUUAUUUGGAGUGCUUGUCAAGUGAAAUGCAUGGCAGAGGGUCAGGAUUAGUUGCUGCAAGGGGACAUAACUUUGCUGAGAAUUUUGGCAGACAGGGUUCCUCUUGCAACUUUGUAUUACAGAAAGAGUUGCAGGUAGAUGGUGCACGAUAUUUUGAUAUAGAUGCUUCUGGUGAAAUUUUGGUGAUCGCUCGAAGGCUGUCUGGGACGGGAGGAACGCAUGUACUUACCAAGAUGAGCUUGAUAUCUCCACAUGAAAUGGAAGAUAUUCUACUUCCUUCUGGUACAAAAGCUGUUAAGGACUUGCGUGUUUCCCCUGCUAAGUGUAGACUUGCACUUUUGGCUUCAUUGGGGAAGAAAUUAUCAGUUCUUAGUAUGGAAAGCAACAAUGUUAUUCUCACAUAUGAUUUGCCAACGGCUGCUUGGUCAUGUUCAUGGGAUCUGAACAGUUCGCAUUAUAUGUAUGCUGGAUUACAGAAUGGCAUGCUUAUGGUGUUUGAUAUGCGCCAAACUGCAAGGCCAAUGGCAGAAAUUAGUGGGCCCACAAGCAAUCCCAUUCAUACUAUACACUCUGUUCUACACAACUCAGCCCUCCCAUCAGGUGUUAGCACCCUUCUAUCUGCUUCUUCAGUUGGUUUGUGCCAGUGGAACUUUGGUGGAAGUGAAGAGAGGCCAUUUCUGGUUCCUGAAACUAAGAAUCACGGAGUUUGCAUAUCCCUUGCUCAUUGUCCGAGCAGUGAUGACAUUGUUUCUACUUUUCGUCCCAAAGUUGAGAUGUCUAAUGAGAUUGCUGUUUCUCAAUAUUCACUUACUCCAUCUGUUAUGGGGCAAGGGAUGCAGGGUUCUCAUGUUCUUCUCAAGAGAGUGGGUGGCAAUUGCUAUCAAAAGUUGGGAUCUUCGUGUGCAAAUGUAAAUGAUGUUCGCCUGCCGAGAUCUGCAAUUAUAGAUUUACAGAGUCACCACCCACUGUUUGUAUCUGGGGAUGAAAUAACACAUGAAUUAGUAUUGCAAGAAUUGCCAUCUUUAAGAGUUUCUCAACGCCUCAAGUCUCAGAAACAUCCUCUCCGUGAUGUUAAAUACUCACAUGAUCUAAGCCCAAGUUUGCUUUGUUGUUUAAGUGAGGACACCUUGCAGUUUUUUUCUGCCAAAUUUUCAUGAAAAAGGUAACUUCGUUUCAGUGGUGAUAUCCUUGCCUCACUUGCUUUGGUUCAUUCUUUUCAUCAAAUGGGUCAUGUUCACAUAUUUACAAAUUUUGUAGAUUAUGGCAUAUGUAAUAGUUUCAAUAGGGGACCAGUUACAUUUUGAAAUUAUUUGUAAAGGUGAUGAAUGUAAAGUUUACUCCUUAUUUGGUAAGAAGUGCAUUUUGUUUUUUC